AUGGUGGACGGUUUUCUCCAUACAGAUUCUCCUACACCGUUCCACGUGUGGGACUUCGACAAGGAUGUCGGUGGAUGGGCGAAUGAUGCCAAUAACUGGAACCUGAAAUGGACUGUGGAUCGUGCCGACGGUGAUGGUUUGAUGUGCCUCUUUCGAAAACCUUUAACUCCGUUAAAGACUGAAGUGUCGGAUCCUUGGGAGAUUGAGGACCAUUCACCGAGCCGAGGGGAAGGGGAGGAUGUCAAGGCCUGGCUGUGGAGCCGCAAAAUCCCAGCCAAAUUCGGCAUAAGGUGUAUCACAUUGCUUUUCAAGGUUUCUCUCGGCAGUGACGCAUUCAUUGGCUCUCAGUCGGAUAUUGUCUCCGUUGCCAUGUUACAACAACUUCCUAGUCCGUUUCACGUGUGGGACUUCGAAAACGGCUUUGAUGGAUGGGUAAACGAUCUCAAUAAUUGGGACCAGAAGUGGAUUACUGAGAAGUCUGAUGGUGGCAGUUCGGUCUGUCUUUUUCCGAAAGCUUCGACUCACGUGAAAUCGGAAGAUGUGGAUCCUUGGGCGAUUGGGGAAGAGAACGAUGAGCAGUUGAUCUCAGUCGAUGUCAAAGCUCGACUCUGGAGCCGCAAAAUUCCUUCAAAGCUCUCAAUGCAGUGCAUCACCCUGUUCUACACAAUGUCUCUCGGAGGAGCCCAAAUAACUGAUUUACGAUCAGAGGCCGUCACUCUCGCUCUGUUGCAACGCAACCCACCAACGCCGUUUCAUGUGUGGACUUUUGAUCGGGGAUUCAGUGGAUGGACAAAUGAUGGCAAUAAUUGGGAUCAAAAGUGGCAUGUUGACACGUCGAUUCCUUCACAAGGUGGUAUCGUUUGUUUACUAAGAAAGUCCAUGGCCGUAACGGACCAAGAUGAACUUGCACCCUGGAUAGGCGAGGAAGGUCCUGCCGUCGAGGCUGAUGUUCAGGCGCGUUUGUGGAGUCCAAGGAUUCCGACGAGCGUCCGUAUGCGUUGUCUCACCAUGAAGUAUCGUAUUUCACUUGGACAACCUAUCGACAUUGAGUUUCGUCUGAUCUUCGAGUUUCUUCUUAUUUGGACCCCUCCGGCUUGGGUUCCCAAUUUUCCCCUGCCUAUUCGACUAAUGAAAAGACCUUCUUCUGCGCCCUUCCAUGUUUGGUCUUUUCACGAGGAUUUGGCUGAUUGGAACAACGACUACAAUAAUUGGCGUCGAAAGUGGGACGUUAUUUCCAUUGAUGGAACCAGUCAGCACAGAUCGGUGUGCCUCCUGGCAAAAGCACCUUUGCAGCUAGAGUCCACGAAAUCCAAAACACCCUGGCUGGUCACGAAUAGCUUCGAUGACCCGUUGUACAUAAAGGCCCGUCUUUGGAGUCCACAAAUUCCUGUCAAGUUGGGCAUGAAGUGCCUAACUGUCUUUUAUACGAUUGUAUCAGGCGAUACACCGACUCCGUUCUAUACGUGGUUGUUCGAUGGGAGCCUGGAAGAUUGGUCAAAUGAUUUGAAUAAUCGGCACCAGAAGUGGAAUGCUAUUUCCGUGGCUGGCAAAAAAGCAUUGUGUCUUAUGGCAAGGGCUCCUCCCGCACCAGCUUCUCAUGAUACAAGAAAGGCUCCGUGGCUAGUUGAUGAAACCACAAAGUCAGUUUCAACCGACGUGCAAGCUCGUCUCUGGAGCUCUGAGAUACCCGCCAAACUUGAACUGAAAUGCCUUGUCCUGUGGUACAGCAUUUUCAUGGAGCCACCAAGGCCAUUCUACGUCUGGCGAUUCGAUGAAGACCUUUGUGAAUGGACCAACAGCGAAAGCAAUUGGCGACAAAAGUGGCGCAUCGAUAAGUCCGCUGUUUGUCUUCACGCCAGAAGGAAGGCAGGUAGCGAGUUCCAGUCGUCAUGGCUUUCGGGGAAAUUUCAGCACAGCCCCAACUCUGCCUCAGUUGACAUCCAGGCGCGAUUGUGGAGUCCACUGAUUCCUUCUGCUAUUGGUAUUCGCUGCAUCACCUUCGAGUACUCUCUGCAGUUCUUCCAAACUCCAGCAUUUCUGAGUCAAACGCACCUCAAUUGUACCUUUGAAGCUGGGAGUCUUUGUGGAUGGACGAAUGAUGCCAAUAAUUGGCUGGCUUCAUGGCAAAUCAUUGUAAAAGUUGGAUCGUCUCUCUGUUUGAAGCCCCAUCGAUCCGGCUCAGCACCACAGAUGGACUUAUCCGGUCGACUCUACAGCCCUCUUUUGAGCGGUCAUGAUGGGAUUUCAUGUCUAAAAUUAAGCUAUAGCAUCAGUGUUCAUUCACCCUUCUUCUCAUGUGACUUCGAGUUGCCUGGCGUUCAAUCUCUUUGUGAAUGGAAGGAAGACCCAAGAGAUAAUGGUGCUUCUUGGAGUGUUCAGUGGAAUACAGAGCGCCACACCAAUACGCUGUGUUUAAUUCCGGCUCAAACACUAAACGACGAUGAUGAAUUCGGCCCAGACUUUGAUACAUCCACUCCUCGUGCAAGACUCUGGAGUCCGAGAUUUCGUGAAACACACGGAGAAACGGCUCCGCGGUGUAUCAAGUUUUCGUUCAUGUUUGACGGGCAGACUGACGAGUCUUUUCUGCUGAGUUUAAUGCGCCACUCGGCUGGCGAUGCUGUUAUCCAUGUCUGCUCUUUCUCUGAUACAGCAGUACCUCUUGCGGAAUCGAUCCUGGACUGUCAAUUCGAGACUCCCUGCAACUGGAUGCCUGACCCCCGAGAUAGCGCGGCCAAAUGGCAGAUUGAAAAUGGGUCUAUGUGUCUGCGAGCCACUCCCCAGCCCCACUUAGAAUCAUUUUUUUCCGAAGCUGGGUUUAACAGCGAUGAUAGUCGAGCACGACUAUGGAGUGCCAGUGUUCGUUCUUUCGGUUAUCAAGAUUUGAGGUGUUUGAGUUUCUUCUACGCAUUCUUUGCGACGUCGCGGGAGAAGACCACACUUUCUUUACUGCAUCACUCGUCGGGUCGUCAUUCCUUUGGUCUUUCCGUUUUUUCUGUCGAUUUUCUUCUUCUAGACUUCUAUCUCAAUUUUACUCUCUUUAGUGCAUGUGAAGAGAUGAUUGAUUCAAGGUCUGGGCGACCCUUCCGUGUAUGUGAACCCUCUCCCCUAUGGAACUCCGAAAUUAUUGAGGAAAGUUCCUCUUGGCUGAAGGCGUCCAUUAAUUUGCAGCAUAGGGACGGCGGUGAUUUCAAGAUCGUGCCGACAAAUUCUGGACCCUCUAACGGGGAAGAUGCACCCAAUUUGGUAAUGCCUUCGGAGUACCCUUAA
Messenger RNA from Mesocestoides corti, 3267 nucleotides. The record is from the annotation of a GenBank genome assembly. NCBI's taxonomy places the organism in Eukaryota, Metazoa, Platyhelminthes, Cestoda, Cyclophyllidea, Mesocestoididae.